This is a messenger RNA of Eutrema salsugineum, 1503 nucleotides long. RefSeq names its product dol-P-Man:Man(5)GlcNAc(2)-PP-Dol alpha-1,3-mannosyltransferase. The coding region runs from base 45 to 1340 and encodes 431 amino acids. The record is from RefSeq and is a predicted model, not a curated record. The transcript is spliced from 13 exons. Lineage: Eukaryota; Viridiplantae; Streptophyta; Magnoliopsida; Brassicales; Brassicaceae. Gene Ontology annotation, molecular function: dol-P-Man:Man(5)GlcNAc(2)-PP-Dol alpha-1,3-mannosyltransferase activity. Gene Ontology annotation, cellular component: endoplasmic reticulum.
UUCUUUUUGUUCUGGUUUCAUCAUCAUCAGAUUCACCGGUGAACAUGGAGGCAAGCUUAAGAGCUUCUGGUAACCGUCGGCACGGGAAAUUGACGAAUCGAUCCGAUCUGGUAAAAAAACCAGUAAUUCCAUUCGCCUUCGCCUUAACUCUCGCUGAUGCAAUCCUCGUCGCACUUAUCAUCGCCUAUGUUCCAUACACGAAGAUCGAUUGGGAUGCUUACAUGUCACAGGUUAGUGGGUUUCUUGGGGGAGAGAGAGACUAUGGGAAGUUGAAAGGAGAUACAGGGCCAUUGGUUUAUCCGGCAGGUUUCCUCUAUAUUUACUCUGCUGUGCAGCAUUUAACCGGAGGGGAAGUCUACCCUGCUCAGAUUCUUUUCGGAGUUCUCUACAUUUUCAAUCUGGCCAUCGUCUUGUUCAUCUAUGCGAAGACUGAUGUGGUGCCAUGGUGGGCGCUAUUUCUACUGUGUUUAUCCAAGAGAAUACAUUCGAUCUUUGUUCUCCGUCUCUUUAAUGAUUGUUUUGCCAUGACUCUCCUACAUGCGUCAAUGGCUCUCUUUCUCUAUCGUAAAUGGCAUCUCGGCAUGCUUGUUUUCAGCGGAGCUGUUUCCAUAAAGAUGAAUGUACUUUUGUAUGCUCCACCUUUGUUACUCUUGCUACUAAAGGCCAUGAAUAUAAUUGGAGUGGUAUCUGCUUUAGCUGGUGCAGCUCUUGUUCAGAUUUUCGUGGGAUUGCCCUUUCUGAUAACAUAUCCGGUUUCAUACAUUGCAAACGCCUUUGAUCUUGGACGUGUUUUUAUUCACUUCUGGUCUGUUAACUUCAAAUUUGUUCCAGAAAAAGUUUUUGUGUCCAAAGAAUUUGCGAUAUGCUUGCUCAUUGCUCACCUAUGUCUCCUUGCGGCGUUUGCAAAUUCUAAAUGGUGCAAGCAAGAAGGCGGGAUUAUAGGCUUCAUGCGUUCUAAGCGUUUCUUCUUGACGCUUCCAUCUUCCCUCUCGUUCAAUGAUUUCUCAACCGCAGAGAUUCUUACGAAAGAACAUAUCGUGACAACCAUGUUUGUUGGGAAUUUCAUUGGCAUUGUAUGCGCUCGUUCCAUGCACUACCAGUUCUACUCAUGGUACUUUUAUUCGCUGCCUUUUCUGCUAUGGAGAACUUCGUUUCCUACUUGGCUGCGCUUGAUCUUGUUCUUCGGUAUCGAGCUUUGCUGGAACGUGUAUCCAUCAACACCAGUCUCCUCGGCUUUGUUACUGUGUCUACACUUGACCGUCCUGUGGGGUCUCUGGUUGGCCCCUUUAUAUAAUCCUUAUCAACUCAAAAAAGACCAAAGCCACAGAAAGCAUAAGUGAACCUUUGAUGAUGCUCUUUUGCUCUUCUUGUUUCUCAAGACUUUGUUAGAGAUAAAGCUUGACUUAUAUAUAUCAUGGUGAUUUAUAUACCUUGGCUUUUUCAGCCUUUUUUUUUUUUGGUCUUUAUCCAAGUACAUGUGUUAUAAAUGUGUUUGUCCUCAAA